Molecule: messenger RNA, 813 nt
Organism: Diospyros lotus (date-plum)
Lineage: Eukaryota; Viridiplantae; Streptophyta; Magnoliopsida; Ericales; Ebenaceae
Product: glycine-rich protein 23-like
Exons: 1
Coding region: 1-813 (270 amino acids)
Source: RefSeq, a predicted model, not a curated record
AUGGGGCCUUCUGGCAGAAUGUCCAAAUCUUGCUCGGCGAAUGUUAUCCCGGCGUUUCUUGUACACCAUGCCUCCAAAGCCUGCUGCUCCCGGGGCGGCAGCCGGCAAGAAGCGCCGAUCGAAAUCCCAGCCUUCUGUCCCCCACUGACACCCUUCUGUGGGCCUUUUGCUUCCUUCUGUGGUGGUGGGCUUGGAACCGAAGGUGAAGCUGGAGGUGGCGGCGGCGGCACUGGUUGUGGUUAUGGUGAUGGAGGCGACAGUGGAGAUAGUGGUGACGCCGGCGGAGGAGGAGGAGGACCUGGUGGUGUCGGAGGCGAAAUUUGUGGCGGCGGUGGCACCGAGGCUUGCGUUGGAGGCGAAGGUGAUGGCGGCGAGGGUGGCGUAGGCGGUGAAGGUGGCGGGGGCGGCGGCGACGAUGGCAGCAAAGUAGGAGGUGAAGCUGGAGGUGGCGGCGGCGGCACUGGUGGUGGUGAUGGUGAUGGAGGCGACGGUGGAGCUAGUUUUGACGCCGGCGGAGGAGGAGGAGGAGGACCUGGUGGUGUCAGAGGCGAAAUUUGUGGCGGCGGUGGCACUGAGGCUUGCGUUGGAGGCGAAGGUGAUGGCGGCGAGGGUGGCGUAGGUGGUGAAGGUGGCGGGGGCGGCGGCGACGAUGGCAGCAAAAUAGGAGGUGGAGGAGUUGCGUCUUGGUCUGCAAGAGGAGCUGCUGCGAAGAUUACUGUGAAGCCUCGAAAGAGAAGAAGAAGAAGAAAGAAACGCAGUGGUUCAUGUAAUGCAACCAUUUUCAUCAACCCAGAAUUUAAGCCACUUCAAUAA